This is a messenger RNA of Gymnogyps californianus (California condor), 1255 nucleotides long. It is a transcript of the gene QNG1, whose product is annotated as Q-nucleotide N-glycosylase 1. The record is from RefSeq and is a predicted model, not a curated record. NCBI's taxonomy places the organism in Eukaryota, Metazoa, Chordata, Aves, Accipitriformes, Cathartidae.
AUGGAGGAGUUCCCGUCCCCCCUGGAGUCCGCCAAGUUCAUAGCUGGCAACAGCAAAGAUGUCUCUGUGGACGAGGAGGGGGCGCGGCGGGUGGCGGAGAGUUUGUUUGACAAAGCCUCGGCGGCGGAGUUCGGGCUGGCGGGGUGGAAGAGCCUCCACGAGCUGAACCGGGCCGCCAGCCAGGAGGCGGUGGACUGGGUGUUCCUGGUGGACACCCUCAACUUCUCCUUCUGGUCCGAGCAGGAGGAGCAGAAGUACCUGGUGAAGUACAAGGGUAAAACGUACAGCGGCUACUGGUCCCUCUGCGCCGCCGUCAACAGGGCCCUUGACGACGGAAUACCUAUUACCAGUGCAUCAUAUUUUGCCACCAUGACGCUUGACCAAGUUAGGCAUGUAUUUCGCUCUGACACAGAAGUGCCCAUACCUUUGAUUGAAGAAAGACAUCAGGUGCUGAAUGAAAGCGGAACAGUUCUGUUAGAGAAGUUUGGAGGCUCUUUCCUCACCUGUGUUAAAAUGAGUGAGAAAAGUGCUCAGAAACUACUACGUCUAAUACUGCAAAAUUUUCCUUCUUACAGAGAUGAAGCUGUAUUUGAGAAAAAAAAGGUCUCUUUCUACAAACGGGCACAAAUACUUGUGGCUGAUACAUGGAGUGUGUUAGAAGGCAAAGGAGAUGGCUCUUUUGAUGACAUUUCUAGUCUGACUAUAUUUGCCGACUACAGAAUUCCUCAAGUUCUUGUUCACUUAAAAGCAAUGAAGUAUUCUGAAGAACUAAUGAAGAAACUACGUGAAGGAACAAUUUUCCAAUCUGGAGAUAAAGAGGAGGUGGAGAUCCGUGGCUGUUCUAUUUGGUGUUGUGCAUUGAUUUGUAAGCACCUGCUGGAGCUCUACGAGAAGAAGGGUCAGGACAUGCGUGAGAAGAUCAAUGCGGUUUUACUUGAUUAUCAUCUUUGGGACUACGCCAGAGAUCAUAGGGAAGAGAUGAAAGAUAUUCCGUUUCACCGAGUGCGGUGCAUUUAUUACUAAGUCCAGACUGACAGCUGUUGUAUUGAUGCAUUAUCUUUUGAAUUGCAGUUACUCUUUUCAUACGGUGGUUUGUCGUAUACUAAUUUGGAACUGGCUAAAUCAAGUGCUCAUUUUCUGAUGAUGUAUUAACAACUUGCUUUUUUCCCCUCUGAAUCUUUCACUUGCUGCGACUGGAGUUAAUAGUGUAAACUUUGCUGGACAAUCCGUGUUAAUACAGGGUUUAUUACUCCUG